AUGGAAUGGUUAGAACACAAAGAAAAGUUAAUUGAAUGUUACCUUUGUAAAAAGAAAGGAACAAAAAGAGAAUUUGCAAAUUAUGGAAAUAUAUUCUUUUGUACUUGGAAAGAAAAAUAUGCCUAUCAAAUAUAUCUUGAUAUAGUAGACCCUUGCCAUAACUAUACUUAUGAAGGAAGGGAAGGACACUGGCUUAAUACCAGACAGUCAGCAGGAAAUUAUAUAACAGUCAAUAGAUCAAUGGUAAAAAGAAUCUAUAACUAUAUUGCAAAAGGAGAACCUAAUCUACAACAACUAGAACUUCUAAAAGAAAAAAGAGAAGGAGAUGAAUUCUCUUAUCCAGAGACACCAAUCCUCUAUAAUGAAGAAAAUGAUGUCAAAGAAGAAAUAGCUCAUAACCAAGCUGUUACUGAAAGCUUAAAUAAUCUGGAUAAAGAAAAAACAAGAAAACCAGGAACAUAUGAUGAGUGGUGUAAAAAAACCUCCAAAGUAGGAUGUACUCUUUGUAAAGAAUGUCUUUUACCAAUCAAUAUUAAAGAAGAAAGUAGUUAUGUAAAUGUAACAAACAUGAUAGAAAAAGCCAUCUACCUAUACUGUAUUGAUUGCUACAACAAAGUAUAUCAUCCAACACAAUAUUGCACCAAAUGUAAUCAAAACCCCUUAGGAUCAGAAGAAGACCUAGCAAGAGGAAUAUGUUGA
Molecule: messenger RNA, 699 nt
Organism: Cetraspora pellucida
Lineage: Eukaryota; Fungi; Glomeromycota; Glomeromycetes; Diversisporales; Gigasporaceae
Source: the annotation of a GenBank genome assembly